AUCUUUGAUGAUGCAUACAAGUCCCAACUCAGCUGUGUCGUUGUGGACGACAUUGAGAGGCUUCUAGAUUAUGUCCCAAUUGGACCACGGUUCUCUAAUCUGGUGUUGCAAGCCCUUCUUGUACUGCUAAAGAAGGCCCCCCCUCAGGGUCGCAAGCUUCUAAUCAUUGGAACCACCAGUCGCAAAGAUGUCCUGCAGGAAAUGGAAAUGCUGAAUGCUUUCAGCACUACAAUUCAUGUGCCCAACAUUGCAACAGGGGAGCAGCUGAUGGAGGCUUUGGAGCUCCUGGGUAGCUUCAAAGACAAGGAACGUAGCACUAUUGCACAGAAUGUCAAAGGGAAGCCUGUCUGGAUUGGUAUCAAGAAGCUGCUGAUGCUGAUAGAAAUGUCAUUACAGAUGGAUCCUGAGUAUCGGGUGAAAAAAUUCUUGGCUCUUCUGAGAGAAGAAGGAACGUAUCACAGGGAAUAGUUGAGCCCAGUCUUGACAGUGGCAUCUCCUAGAAAAUGACUUUCUAAUACAUGUAGGGCAGUACCUGUGCUGGGGAAACUCACAACAGUAUCCAUCCUGGCUACAUGUGAGUGGGUUCCAGUGUGUGCUUGAUGCUUUUGUACAUGUGCAUGCUUUCUUGAUGGAUUUGGCUUCUUUUGCAAGAGUUCCUUCCCUAGACUGAAGGUGGACCAAGUGCAAGAUCAACAGCUGGAAAAGUGACCAACCUGGAGAAUAUACACUGGGAUCUUUACUCUUCCGUGUUCAACACGCUGGACAAAGCAAAAUGCUCCCCUGUUUCCAAGAACCCGAUGUGGAAUCUGCAUGUUUAGUGCAAUACAG
This is a messenger RNA of Pelecanus crispus (Dalmatian pelican), 828 nucleotides long. The record is from RefSeq and is a predicted model, not a curated record. Lineage: Eukaryota; Metazoa; Chordata; Aves; Pelecaniformes; Pelecanidae.